AUGCCUGCCACUGCAUUACCAACUCCUCUAUUGCAACAUGUCCAGGGAAGUACGAGGUCAAUUAACUUACCUCUGAACCAAGACAACAGAGAAUUAUAUCUUUUGAAAGAACUCUAUGGCUAUGAUUCAUUUCAGGUUGGGCAGUUAGAGGCAAUUCAAUCGAUACUGCAAGAUAAAGAUACAUUAGUUCUAAUACCAACUGGAGGUGGUAAAAGUCUGAUUUAUACCAUGGCUGCUGUUCUUAAGCAAGGACUUACUAUCAUCAUUGAACCUUUAAAAUUCAUUAUGGAGGAACAGGCUGAAAAGCUUAGACAAGAACAAGUCCCAGCCUUUUUAACUCAUAACUCAUCCCUUACAGACACAGAGAUGGAGUAUGUGGUCAAUGCUCUUUGUCGACAAGACCUACCAUUUGCUAUCCUCUUCACCAGCCCUGAGUGUAUUGUCUCCAGCAAACUGCUCAACAUUCUCAGGAAGUGGAAUGAUGCAGGCAAUUUAAAUUUUAUUGCUGUCGAUGAGGCACAUUGUAUUGAUAUAUGGGGGCCAGAUUCAGGCCAGAUUACCUUAAAAUGGGUCUACUGA
Paramuricea clavata is the source of this 579-nucleotide messenger RNA. NCBI's taxonomy places the organism in Eukaryota, Metazoa, Cnidaria, Anthozoa, Malacalcyonacea, Plexauridae. The record is from the annotation of a GenBank genome assembly.